CGUCCAGUGGCGCGCCGAUACGCCUGCUCGAAUGUUUCUCUAUACCACGCGCUUAAUCCUUGCAUACAACCGAAAAAUCGCAUUUUCUAUAUAAAACCAUCGGUAAUUAUAGUAAAAAAUCAUUCUUACAUCGUUUUUACGUUUAACAAAACGAGAACCGCAGUAAAAAUAUAGAUUUCGCGUCUUCCCGACCGUGUAAUUUGCUUUCAUAAUUGCUCACAGGAUUUAAUUCCACUCAAAUGACAACCCACUAGGAUGUACUCUCUCAGAUCCUUGUUGUGACAGCAUAUACGUGGGUAGGUUUCAAAAUUUCAUGUUUGCGGUAUAAGGGUGUUAAAUAAAACUAACAGUGUUUGCAUUCAGUGGCGUUUAAGGUUGAUAGAUUUAUAGCUUGUAGUUUUAUUGUUUACGUAGUGUGGUACAAAUGUGGUGGAUUUAUUGAUGGAAACCAGAAUGGAUAUAAACUUGACGUUUCACCAGCAGGUUGCGAGGUGAGCGAUGUGGGCGCGGUGGGCGCGGGGCGCGGCGCUGGCGCUGGCGUGGUGCGCCGUCGCCGCCGCGCCCGCCGGCCCGGCCCCGCCGCCUGCCGCCUGCGAGUCGCUGCUGCUGAGGAGGCCGCCGCCGCUGCCAUCGAAUGUGAGGGAAUAUGAAGCUGCAGUUGUGCAAGUUGCCCGUGCGUUAUCAGAGCUGGUGGACCAAGGCGUGGCUGAUGAAGCGAGAGCGUCUGCCCUUGCCCGCGCUGCAGCUCGCACGCCCCUCCACCCGCCUCCUGCAGCAGUUGCUCUCGGCGCGCCUCAACUUAGCUUGGGAGUGCUCUACAUCCCAGAACCCGGUCGCCUCGUAGUGUUUCAACAAAACAACUCAGCUACGCUACAGCAGUUCUGGCGCACUCUCGCGUCCGCUUGGAAUGCUAGUCUUGUAAUGUGGUCCAACGCAUGGUAUUCGUGUGAAGGUGACAUUGGGUGGUGGGGUGGAACUGCCGCUGCGAGAGGUUCAGGAGCAGCGCGGGCUGCUGCGGCUAUAUUUCGACGACUGCCUACUUUGCCCUGUGAAGAAUCUAUGUACGAAUGGCUCGGAGGAACCCCGUUAUGUGAUGCCAUGACUACUGAUUGCGAAGCUUUUCCAUCAGCGAAUGAAGAUAGGAAGUUAGAAUAUCAUUGCAAGUGUCGAUCAGACCACUGGCACGAAAGUGGUGGGAAUUGGAUAUCUGGUAGCAAACUCGAGGAAAUAGGUCGUCUUAAAUGCACGCCAUGUGGCGUUGGCAGCAAUGCGACAGCCUGCCUUCCAGAAACGUACAGAGCAGCGCUUCUUGCCGCAAACCUAGCAGGAAUGCUGCUUUGCAUCAUCAUUGGACUUAUUAUCUUGAAGAAAAGAAAAUGCAAAGCAGUUGCUAUGGGAAUGUGGACUGUAUUGGAAGUUGUUCUCAUUGGUGCAAUGUUUAUGUAUGGUUCAGCAGCAUCCCAGUACAUAUCAGCAGCCCGGUGGCGCUGCGUUCUCGGCGCGUGGCUACGCGAGCUCGGCUUCGUAGCUUGCUACGGGUCUGUGGUGUUACGACUAUGGGUCCUAUUGGCUGAGUUCCGCACGAGGAAGGCGCAUAGGUGGACGCCUAGAGAUGCUGAGGUCCUCCGAAUAGUAGCGGCCAUGUUGAUAGGCGCGGCGUGUUACCUGGCCGCGUUCACGGCCACCUCCGCGUGCGAGGACGACAUCGGCGGCGGGUGCGCCCGGGCCGCCUGGCACCACGUCACCGCUGGCGCAGAGGUGCUCUUGCUGCUAGCGGGGCUGAGGAUAGCGCACGCGGCUAGGAACGCUAAUGUGCCGUUUCAGGAGCGCGGUUGGCUAGCCGCAGCUCUUUGGAUAGAAGGGGCUUGCGGGAUCGCCUGGCGGGUGGCAGCGGUAAGCGGCGCGGCGCCAGAGCGCUCGCCCCUCGCGUCAGCAGCUCGGGCGCACCUGUCCUCAGGGGCGGCACUCGCGUGUGUUCUUGCACCGAGGCUCUGGCAUGGCUACAGAGCACGGUCUUUGGCUCAAGAAGUAUCUCGCCGUGGACCUGCAGAAGGAUUUGGUGUGGAGGGUGAAGAGGAACCAACCUCUGAAGAGGUGCGGGCUGAACUGAAAAGGCUGUACGUGCAACUAGAGAUUCUACGCAACAAGACGCUACGGAGGGACAACCCUCACAUCAGCAAGCGUAGGGGAGGUCGGAAACCUCCGCAUAGACGCUUCUCUUUACAAGCAUUACAAGCUCGUCGCGGUGGUAAGAACAAGAGCAGCGCGGUAGAAGCGAGCGAAGCGGGCGACGCGUCGCGAACUCCGGAAGACUCCGUGUGUUCCGCUGAAGGACCCUCACAUUACACCGAUGCUGAUACACAGGCGUGAUAUUAAAUACAAAUAAUUUGAUUUGAUGGAUAUCACGUAAUUGUAAAGUUUGGGAGAGUACCAAAUUGGUAAAUUUGAUCAAACCAGAUUUCACAGGUACUCUAUAUGCAUAUAGUAGGUACCUGUGUUAAUCCGAUUAUAUUCUCCUAGAAAAGUUAGUCGCGAUGACGCACAAUCGUCUAUGAACUAUCCACGUCCUGCCUCCAGAUAAAUUAAUAAAAGAGGUUUAAUAAAUUGUAUUAUUUUUAAAUCUUUAUCUAUCUAUAUCCGUUAAAUUCAUACCUAAUCGUGUUACUUUUCGUCAAAAUUAGGUAUAUGAAAUUGUAUACUGACCUGAUAAAUGUGUAAUUUAAACGUUAAAUUUUGUCUCGAUGAUGUAACUCUUCUUUAAUAACGUGAAUUACUAUCAGAACAUUAUUGUCUGUACUAGUAUGAUGGAAUUGAGGUUAUCUCCAAAUUAUUUAUUUAAAUUAAAUUAUCUUAGCUAGAUACUAAACUUGCUUAUUGAGUAUAUCGCAGCCAAUUUUUCUAUGACAUUCAUUACACUGUUGACACAAAACCAUGUCUUAUUUAAUCGCUAAUUACUAUUGAUUAUUUUAACGCAACCUUAAUUUAUAAUGAAUUCAUCAUGAAUAAUUAUAACAUUUAUUAUCUGCCAUGUUCAGGAGAAUUGUGUUAUAGUUUGAUGAAUUCACGUCGUAUUCAGGGUAAAUAUUGGUUGAGCAACAGUCUAUGUUGCUGGAAUCUUUCUUUAGAUGUUGUUCUCCACCUGGCACGCUUCGCAAAAACUUUUCAUCAUGCGUUCUAUGCAUCACGAAGUGUUUUAUCAGCAACAUUUUGGCAGCAACUCCGCAACAUGUUCAACUUUCUUUGCUAGAUAAUUGUUCAAUACUAUGUUUGAAGAUGAACAUUUUGGCAGCAACUCCGCAACAUGUUCAACUUUCUUUGCUAGAUAAUUGUUCAAUACUAUGUUUGAAGAUGAACAUUUUGGCAGCAACUCCGCAACAUGUUCAACUUUCUUUGCUAGAUAAUUGUUCAAUACUAUGUUUGAAGAUGAACAUUUUGGCAGCAACUCCGCAACAUGUUCAACUUUCUUUGCUAGAUAAUUGUUCAAUACUAUGUUUGAAGAUGAACAUUUUGGCAGCAACUCCGCAACAUGUUCAACUUUCUUUGCUAAAUAAUUGUUCAAUACUAUGUUUGAAGAUGAUAUAUUUUAUUAAGAAUAGGUAUUAUAAAUGUUGGCUGCGACGUACGCGAAGUAAUAAAUAAAAUUUUAAUAUGAUCUGCCGUUCUAAAUGUAUGUACAUUUCCAUUUUCUAGUCAUUAUUUAGCUGUCGAUUUAUAACUAACUAUGUGUACUUAAACUCGAUCGUGCAUUUAAGGAGAGGGCGUAUUCGAAAAACGAUUAAUAAAUACUCAGCGUAUAAGAUAUUAUAUGACAUGAAUAACCCUAAAAAUAAAACAAUAAUUUUGAAAUAUAAUUGGAUGAAAUAAAAAAAAACGAAAUUUUCGUUUUUCGUAAUUCAUGCACAACAAACCACAGUGAUAUUAAUUAUCAUAUUGUAGUCAUAAGGAGUGAAAGCGUCUUGAAUGAUAUGGUUAUUUAGGUACAUAUUAUUAUAUUUUAUUUGAUCGUUGUUGUUAUAAAAUAAAAAUCAUUAUAAAUAAGUGUUAGAAUAUUACGUACAAUUAGGUUGUACCGUCGUGGUGUUCCCAUGUAGGUAAAUAAUAGAUUAUAACUCCCUCAUUGUAAUUACCAUUUAAUGUUGAACCUGUAAUAAGAUCGCAUUGUAAAUGUUCUGUGGCCAAUCAUUUAAUUGUUGAUUUUAAAUAAUAAAAAUUAGAGUUGUUGUGCUUAUUGAAGUUGCGUGAUCGCGACGGAUUGACGAUGUGAUGCCGAUAUUAUUUAAAAUAUAUUUAUUGUAUAAAUAAAAAUAUUUAAAUGUA
Colias croceus (clouded yellow) is the source of this 4317-nucleotide messenger RNA. It is a transcript of the gene smog, whose product is annotated as probable G-protein coupled receptor 158. The record is from RefSeq and is a predicted model, not a curated record. Lineage: Eukaryota; Metazoa; Arthropoda; Insecta; Lepidoptera; Pieridae. Gene Ontology annotation, molecular function: G protein-coupled receptor activity. The transcript has 10 exons. Gene Ontology annotation, cellular component: membrane. Bases 499 to 2370 code for a protein of 623 amino acids. Gene Ontology annotation, biological process: G protein-coupled receptor signaling pathway.